AUGUACAGAAUAGACGUUUCAGAUUUUUAUGACUUCCAAGCGUUCAGAAAUAUGUGUCCAUUUAGAGACUAUAACAAAGCAGUCGAGAAUUUGAAACGUUUAGUCAUUUAUGUUGACUCUGCCCCAGAAUGUUAUGUCAUGAAAGAAUGGGAUGUUGUCUUUAACAAACCAAGAGCAACAAUAGUGUCUGAACAAGAAUGUAGACAGAAACUUAA
This is a messenger RNA of Trichomonas vaginalis G3, 215 nucleotides long. RefSeq lists its product as uncharacterized. The transcript has a single exon. The record is from RefSeq and is a predicted model, not a curated record. NCBI's taxonomy places the organism in Eukaryota, Parabasalia, Trichomonadida, Trichomonadidae. The annotation marks the transcript as partial.